Aspergillus steynii IBT 23096 is the source of this 1551-nucleotide messenger RNA. Its product is annotated as translation initiation factor eIF-2B subunit family protein. Lineage: Eukaryota; Fungi; Ascomycota; Eurotiomycetes; Eurotiales; Aspergillaceae. The transcript has 2 exons. The record is from RefSeq and is a predicted model, not a curated record. Gene Ontology annotation, molecular function: S-methyl-5-thioribose-1-phosphate isomerase activity. Bases 1 to 1551 code for a protein of 516 amino acids.
AUGGCAACGAAUAGUCCAUCAACGCUUGAGCAUAGGGAUGUCGUAUCUUCGUUCAUCUUCCAUUUCCCACCAAGUCAACCGAACGAGCCUGUCGUUGCACUCUUUCGUCGCAGCGACAAGGUAAACACCUACAAACACCAUCUAGCUCCCAUCUCCGGCACCAUCAGUCGCAAAGACAAGGAUCCCCUCACAGCCGCCUGGCGCGAGCUCCAAGAAGAAACGACCCUGACCCCGUCGUCUCUAUCCCUCUGGCGAACCGGUAAACCGUUUACCUUCAGCGAUCCGUCCGUCAACCGAGAAUGGACGAUCCACCCGUUCGCUUUCCGACUCGCCGAUGCCGAAAGCGCCAUUAAGAUUGACUGGGAGCACGAGGGAUGGGAAUGGCACGACCCGCGAGCGGUGUCGGACGAUGAAAGCUUCGGAGGAGUCCCCCGACUCAUGGAAUCCCUCCAUCGAGUCUGGUUCGAAGGCUCGCUCAACCCGCGAGCCGGGAAGGCCCUGGCGACCGGCCUGGAACGACUGCGAUCGGACCACGAAAGCGGCGCGAACGAGCUGACAGCUAUCGCAUUGGCCGUGUUCCGCGAUUUUAUCAUGCACACGCGCAACGGACUCGACGAGAGCUGGUGGAGCUCGGUGCGGAUGGUCGCCUGGCACUUGGUCAAAAAUGGGCGCGAGAGUAUGGCUGCGGCGAUCCUGAACGCCGUCUUAUCGGUGCUGACCGAGAUGGAGGACGUCGUGAGUCAGAAAACGGAUCAGGAGCUGAAGUGGGAUCGGAUCCUCGCGAUGAUGGACUUCCAGGUGACGAGACGUACCGCGAAUACGGGACGAAUCAUGGAGUCUUUCACGGAGUACCUGAGGUCGAAGUUUCUGGCUGACGGGAAGAGAGAGCAGAUCACUAUUCUCACCAUGUCGGCUAGCUCGACGAUUCGAGACAGUAUUCUGAAUGCCUUCGCAGCGCUUGAUGUUCACACCCUUGAGCUCCGGGUCCUGGAGUCCCGACCGCUCUUCGAAGGCGCCAGCAUUGCCUCCUCGGUCCUCUGUCAAUUCAAGUCCCAAUUCGAAGGUACUGACAAACAACUCAACAUCAAAGUCUACACCGACGCAUCGGCCGCUCUGGCUGCACAAGAUGCGGAGAUCCUUCUCCUCGGCGCCGACCGGAUCUCCGCACGUAAAGGCGUCAGCAACAAAACCGGCUCUUUGCCCGUCGUCCUCAGCGUGAAGCACAUCACCUCAAAGGCUCAAGUGGUCGUGCUCAGCGGCCUCGAGAAGAUCAACGGGACAUGCGGUCUAAUCGAUGACGAUACACACGAAGACAACGGACCGAGAGAGGUGGUUCAUACUUGGAAAAACGACGGCAUCAAGGGCAUGAAGAUUCUUCAAGACGGGAUGGACCGCAAUGUCGUCGAGGUAAAGAACGUGUACUUCGAAUGGGUGCCAUCCAGUCUGGUUGAUGCCUUUGUCUGUGAGGAUGGGAUCCUGGAUGUCGAGACCAUACGGGAAAAGUCGACGCAGUUGGGGAUGUUGGCGGAUCGAUAUUUCGGGGAUCUUUAG